UAACUGACAGAAAGAACCACAAAGCAGCAAUGCACUCCCUACGGUUUCUGAGCGCUGAAAUUCUGGUCUCCAAGGGGCAGUUGGUAAGACAAAACCUGAGCCAUCUUGCGCACAACCUCUUCCCUCUUCUUUUUAAGGCAAGCUACUUACAAGAGCAGGUGGAGGUGAUUCAUGACCUGGUGGAGAACUGGCCGCUGCCCGAAUUCAAUGUUGGAAAGCUACUGGGAAAGACAGCUGAUCACCCCGAAGACAUCAGUAACAGAGCCUGUUCUUUGUGCCUGGCCAGCUGCCUAGCUGGUUUGAAGGACUAUGUUUUGAAUUGCUCAUCACCCUAUGCGAAACGACUCAAAAUGGUGGACUUAACAGGCAUAAAGGACGUUGAAGUUCAGCUCUGCCCCUGUAGAAAAACAAUGGGGCGAUGGGCCCGGACUGAGCUGCUCUCGAGAACCUGCUAUGAUCUGCUGGUGGACAUGCAAAACUUGCCCUUCCACCCGGAUGUGUUUGAGAUCUCUGUUGAUGUCUUCGCCGACAUCUUUGUUACUGAACGAAGCUAUGAGGUAGUUGUCCAGGCCCUGCUAAUGAGGUGUCACUGCCCACUCAAAAUCCGCUGCAAAGCCUUCCGAGUGGACAGCCUGGCUCUAAAGAAGCUCUUCUACAUCAUAAAGCUUACCGAGCCCUCUUCCCUGGGCAAGUUUGAAGUAGUUCACAAUGUUAGGCUCCAUAUGGAACAUUUGCAAGUGCUUUUUAAUAACGUCCAAUUUCCUAAACUGACAUCACUCACACUGCCAGCUGGGACCUUUGAUGUGAGAAGGUUCACCCCAGAGGAUGAAGCCACUCUUUCAGGAAUUGGGGAAAAGAUGAGCCAGAUGACUCAGCUGAUAGAGUUGAGCCUAGCAUUUUCCACCCUUACUGGACGGCUCCGUAAACUGCUCAGUCCUUUGAAGACACCGCUGAAAAUGCUGGAUGUUUCUAACUGUUCGCUGAACCAUCUUGACAUGGCUUAUUUAGCCAACAGCCUGCAUUCAGAGAGCCUAGAAGCUCUUGACAUCAGUGGACAUGAUGUGGCUGAUUUGUACCCAUCCACCUUCUUCAAACUCCUGAACCAUUCAUCUUACACACUGAAAAGUCUCAUGCUUGAGGAAUGCAACAUUCAGGACAUUCAUAUCAACAUGCUGAUUUUGGGAUUGGUUCCUUGUCGGAAAUUAGAGGAGCUGAAGUUCCUUGGAAAUCCUCUAUCUUCUCGAGCCUUGAAAUGUCUUUUUAAUAUUUUCGUUGAUUUUCCAAGACUGAAAUAUAUUGAAUUUCCAGUUCCGAGGGAUUGCUAUGCAAGCAACAUCAGUUACCCAAUUGGAGAAAGUGAUCUUUCGAAAUUCGACCACCAGAAAUAUGAGGGAAUAGUCGAAGAACUUAACAUGAUUUUAUUGCAAGCAAAGCGGGAAGACAUCACGGCUUCUACUCCCCUCUAUGGAGGGUAUGAUGCUGCAAUUCAGGAAACAGGAAAUGAACUAGGAAUUUCUUUGUUGAAGUCAUUCCAAGAUGCCCUACAAAAUUUCAGCGUGGCACUUAAAGAAAUGAGCUGAAGUUUGAAGCUGAACAAGUAUAAAGAAACAAAAUGUGAGCACAUAUGGAGAACUGAAAAGAGGUUUGUAGUACCAUCAAACUGAUAUCAUGGUCACCUGAAGAUCUCCCAUAGAACUAUAACCAUCCUCUUUUAUACUGGUUUGACCUUCCAUCCUCUUUAUUUCCUGAGAAAAUUCAGACACACAUACUAAAAAUAAGAUAAAUCACAAAUGUAUUUUAAGAAGUAUACAUGGACCUAGUGAUGCCCAUCAGUUCCCUAUUACGCAAUCCAGUGUUGGGCACUCCAUUUAGGGAAUUCCAGAGCAAGCCCUAAUGCAAUAAAUGCAAAACUGUAACCCA
Messenger RNA from Protobothrops mucrosquamatus (brown spotted pit viper), 1920 nucleotides. RefSeq names its product leucine-rich repeat-containing protein 14B. Gene Ontology annotation, cellular component: cytoplasm. The transcript has 2 exons. The coding region runs from base 30 to 1580 and encodes 516 amino acids. The record is from RefSeq and is a predicted model, not a curated record. Lineage: Eukaryota; Metazoa; Chordata; Lepidosauria; Squamata; Viperidae.